CAGAGCUGCUGCCAAGCAGGCGAGACCUUUUUCUGAGUCUGACAAAAGACGUGUUAAAAGUUCUCAGAUUAGUCUAGAACUUACCAGAACUGAGACGGCUGAGAUGUGUGUCAGCGUGUGUGCUGCUGUGGCUCUUUUGGUUUUUUUCCCUGGAAGUCUGGCCCUGGACUUGCUGAGAGCAACUGCAACAUCAGGAGAUCCCCUCUCCAUUCCCAAAGUUCACUGUCGGUGUUCCAGUUAUCCCAAUGGGGCUCUUUGCUCCUGGUCUCAACCUGCCGCUUCCCCACCAACACACUACAUCGCCACCUACAGAGAGAGACACGGGCACUCGAGCACCAAGAUGUGUAACAUCACCUCGUCUGGUUCCUCCAGCCCGUUCCCGGACUCGGAGCAGCAUUGGCACUGUCACCUGCCCAACCUGAAACUCCUCACUGACUACAUAAUCAACAUCACUGCAGUCCAUUCUGGCGGCAGCAGCAAUUUUCUGGCUAGUUUUAUGUUGGAGGAUAUCGUGAAACCAGAUCCUCCCGUAAAUGUCCGAGUUUCUCAUCACAAGUCCAGAAACUUGUUGGUGGAAUGGUCUCCUCCCCCAACGUGGGCGAGUCAGCAUAUCUUCCCCCUGAAGUACCAGAUACUGUACCAGUGGGAACACAAAGGCUCGUCAAAGUCUGUCAACCUGGGCCCAUUUGAAAACACCAAGAUUGAACUGAAGGGGCUGAUUCCAGGGAGGGCUUACCAGUUCCAGGUGUGUGCCAGGGAGCUGCUGGGUUUGGGACACUGCAGCUCCUGGAGUUCACCUGUAAACAUCAUCAUUCCGAGGACAAAAGCGUAAACGCAACAAUGACUUUCUUACAUUACAUUUCUGUAUUUGCCUGCCGCUAAGCUAACAUGGAGUUAGAAAAUAUAUUUGUUUAGUUCAUUCUCCAGCUGUGUUCCAUUUUGAGGUAAUAAGGGUGACUAAUUGUUUGGUUUCAAACCCGCGUUUCUGCAAAGCUAGACAGUGUCUGAGUUUCUUUGCUGCAUUUAUUGUAUUAACAAAUGAAAAAAAAAGUAUCCUGUUUUAUUUAAUAUUUACUGAUUCCGUCGACGUUGUGGUAUUUAUUUAUUUAUAUUUUUUAAAUAAAUUUGAAACAGCGUGUAAUACUUCCGUUAUUUGGGUUAAUUUUGUGCUUAAGCAAAUCCUUUUGUAAUGUUCUUGUAUUUGAACUGAACAGUAUUGUAUUUUGACUUUAAUAAUUGCCUUCAUUUUGAGGCAGAUUUAUGCUGUAUAUUUUCAUUUUGUAUUAAAAUUAGCAU
Oryzias melastigma (Indian medaka) is the source of this 1296-nucleotide messenger RNA. RefSeq names its product Epstein-Barr virus induced 3 (gene ebi3). The transcript is spliced from 6 exons. Gene Ontology annotation, molecular function: cytokine receptor activity; protein binding. Gene Ontology annotation, cellular component: external side of plasma membrane; membrane. The record is from RefSeq and is a predicted model, not a curated record. Bases 104 to 832 code for a protein of 242 amino acids. NCBI's taxonomy places the organism in Eukaryota, Metazoa, Chordata, Actinopteri, Beloniformes, Adrianichthyidae. Gene Ontology annotation, biological process: cytokine-mediated signaling pathway.